UUUGAAAUUUUAAUUUAAUUUGAUCACCACCGCUGUGUUUCGGAUACAAGGUUAGCUCUUUUAAAUGGAGCAUGGCUGUGGAGUCCGCGGGCUUUAGGACCKGGCGGACACCUCAGCGACGGGGCGGGCGGUAAAAAUUAACCUCAGAGGACUGAUCAGAGGUCAGUUUGGAAAAACGCUCAAUGAAAGCAAAGGUUGAGAUAAGAGCUCCGGAAGCUGACCCCUACUCAGUUUAUCCAUAAUAAUAACAACAAACUACGCCAUUUUAUUACGACGUAAGGGGAUAAACAUAAGCUGCUAAGGUUUGGCUAGCACACACACACACAGUUUGCUUAUUUACACGCUUUUGUUAUGAACCCAAAGUUCAAAGCUAAAUUUGAAACCACUUCAAGGACUUCCCGUAAGCUAGUAUCAAAAUGGCCACAGGACGUUGUGUGGGUUAGCUGCAUCCCGCCGCUUUGAUGCAGAUCUGGACCAGACCUUUAUUUUGCAACAUUCAACUCCUCAGUUCGGGGGACUAAUCCGGUUCGGUUCAGCCAGCAUGCUAGCCAAUACAACACGGGGCUUCCUGUGGUCGGACGUGGAGACGCGGACCUUGCUGAACAUCUGGGGGGAGCAGGACAUCCAGACGGCGCUGGACGGAAACUUCCGGAACAGCUUCGUGUACCGCGACGUUGCCCGCAGGCUGGGAGCCAUGGGCUUCGAGAGGACGCCGGAGCAGUGCCGGGUGAGGAUCAAAAGCCUCAAAAGGCAGUACCUGCUGGCCAAGGAGGGUAACCUGAGGAACAACGGGCAGUAUCACAAGAUCUGCAAGUUCUAUGACGUCAUGGAGAGUAUUCUGAGCAACCGGCCGCCUCUGGACGCGCAGGAGUUGAUGAUGGAGAGCGGGGCGGGAGGUGAGGAGGCCGGGGACGGCCUGGAGGAGGAUGGAGAGGAUGUUCAGGAUGUGGAAAGCUCAGGAGAGUGUCCCUAUCCUGCUGAGACUGAAGUCAAGCUGGAAUAUCCGACUGUCCCCAUCCCUAUCCCACUUAAAGUCACAGUUGGCAACAACARCGCUACAUCAAGACCACACAACAGCAGCCAGUCAGCCAGUAAUCUGUCAGCGAGAACGCCGAAACGACCCAGGAAGCGGCGCUCCAACUUCCCCAUGGAGAAACUGAUGGAGCAGUUCCUGGAGCAGAGCGCCCAAGCCGAGGAGAACUUCUACCGCGUGGAGGAGCAGCGCCUGCAGGCGGAGGACCGCCGCCGGGAGACGGAGCACGCCCGGGAGCUGCACAUGCUCCAGAUGCUCGCCCAGAUGUUCUCCAGCAUCAGCUCGGCCCGACCUGGCUCCGCCGGCAAGGCGGCCCAUCCUCCGACCCGCGCUCCGGUCAUCACCGGCGUCUCGCCGCCGUCGCACAUGUGUGGACGCGCCUCGCCCCAGAAAGACUGUUUGAGCGCAGAUUCAUUAGUGUUCGAGCGCUACUGUAGUUUGGGCUCUUCGUCCCACAGAGGCAUGGACGAUGACAUCUUCUCACUAGUAAAGAGCAUCGUUCCUCCGCUUACGUCCAAGAAGCACAAGGGACAAGACGGGCGUGUUGGGAUCAUUGGAGGAUGCCAAGACUACACCGGAGCUCCUUACUUUGCUGCCAUUUCUGCGCUCAAAGUGGGUGCUGACCUGUCUCAUGUGUUCUGCACUAAAGAUGCUGCGACUGUAAUCAAAUCGUACAGCCCUGAGCUUAUAGUGCACCCUGUUCUGGACAGUCCGAACGCAGUGGAGGAAAUCGAAAAGUGGCUCCCACGACUUCACAGCCUUGUUGUGGGACCAGGUCUGGGCAGAGAAGAAUCUUUACUGAAAACGGCCAAGGAAGUGAUCGAGCGGUCUAAAGCAAGAGAUAUUCCUAUAGUUAUUGAUGCAGAUGGAUUAUGGCUCGUUACGCAACAACCAUCUGUCAUCCAGGGGUACCAGAAGGGUAUCCUCACGCCUAACUUCAUGGAGUUCACUCGACUGUUUCAGGCACUGCACCGUGAGCCCAUGAACAGCAGUGAUCAUCCGUGCAGCGUCAUGCAGCUCAGCCAAACGAUGGGUAACGUCACGCUCGUGCUAAAGGGCGAACAGGACCUCAUUUCAGACGGCAGCAAGGUGUACUCGUGUAGUGUUGAAGGCAGUGGGAGAAGAUGUGGUGGACAGGGUGAUCUCCUGUCCGGAUCUAUGGGAGUCCUGGCCCACUGGGCUCAUUCUGCUUCAGCAGCAGGAGGGAUCAGAGGAAUGAAUCCAUCAGUGGUUGCAGCAUUCGGAGCCUGUUCACUCACCAGACACUGCAACAGACAAGCAUUUCAUCGACACGGCAGGUCUACCACCACCUCAGACAUGAUCCAGGAGAUCGGUCCGGGCUUCAAGGAGCUGUUUGAAACCUGAAAAUCUGUAACUUCUCGUACAGAGGUGUCUGUUCCUGGCCCUCGAGGGCCACUAAACCUGCAGGUUUUAAAUGUUUCUCUGUUUUAACAGCUGAUUCGAAUGAAUGAUUGAUCAGCAGGCUUUUGCAGAACUUGAAGACCUGCUAAAGAGCAGUGAAACAACUAAAACACGCAGGAUAAUGGCCCUCAAUGACCAGGAUCGGACACUAAUGUAUCUAGUAUUAAGCUAAAUUACAAAAAUGUUUAAAUGUGUUCUUAACAAGCUGAAUAAAGGUCAGAGUGUGGACUAUGUGGUCAAGCAAA
Molecule: messenger RNA, 2700 nt
Organism: Austrofundulus limnaeus
Lineage: Eukaryota; Metazoa; Chordata; Actinopteri; Cyprinodontiformes; Rivulidae
Gene: naxd
Product: NAD(P)HX dehydratase
Exons: 11
Coding region: 542-2398 (618 amino acids)
Biological process (GO): metabolite repair
Molecular function (GO): ATP-dependent NAD(P)H-hydrate dehydratase activity
Source: RefSeq, a predicted model, not a curated record